AUGCGGCUCGGAUCUCGGAAUAAAGUCGCGCAUCCCGAGGACAAUAUUCAUCUCGACGGGCCAGAGCUUAACCGAAGAGGCUAUAGUGACAAAGUCCUCAAGCUCAAAGUUCUGACGCGGACAGCUAUGAGAACUGUUCGGAGCAAAAACGGAAAGAUGGUCAGCGCAGCGCGUAGCGAUCUCUCGAAUUUCGUCAGAGAGAACUCGUUCAGUAGGAGACCCCGCCUGUGGGCAACCCCGAUUGAAAACUAUUUGGCGGAGCAGGUUCAGUUGACAGCCGAGGGACUUCUCAUCAGGAUACAGAAUGAUGCGUUGACGUUCUUAGACGUUCGAGAAGACCUGGCCAACCUCUUGAGUUUGUUCGAGAGAAUCUCCGACAACGACAAGGACUCAGCCGAGGUGCUCUCCAUGUACCUGCGGGCCCUGUUGUUGAUUCUCACACCGGUGGCUUCGGCCUUGGAGGAAGUCAGCCAUGUUCGAUGCACGAAUUGGAUUGCGGUACGGGAAAUAUUGCCCGCGGUGCCGGACUCGGCCACACGAAGGAAAAAGCGCGGCAAGGAGAGAGGAAUUCUCGUACCGUCUGUGUCGAAUCUGGCGAAGAGCCGCCUGUUGGGUGCAGGAGGUUUCGGAGCUGUGUACAAAGUCCUGUUCAACGGACGCAUCGUCAUGACCUGCAAGAUAAUAUCAAGCAAGAAACUGAAAAGAGAGCGGGUCAAGUGUGCUGACAAACUCGUCGCCUCUGUCGCCAAGAGCCAUUUCGUCGUCAAGAUCUAUGCCAGCUUCGAGGCAAAGGGAGCCUUCGUGAGCUUGAUGGAGUAUGUCCCUGGGAUAGACCUCUACAGAAUCCUGAAGAACCAGCCCAGCCUGUCCCCUCAGAUCAUCCGGAUCGUUAUCGCACAGCUUUGCUUGGCGAUACAAUUCUUGCAUAUGACGGGAUUCAUCCAUCGGGAUAUAAAGCCUUCGAAUAUAAUGCUACAGGCAGAUUGCCGAAUUUGCAUCAUUGACUUCGAAACGUGUAAGGUCUGCUCAGCGAACUUCCUCGAGCGUGUCACGAGCUCCUUCGUCCGCAAAACUUAUGCGGAAUUCCGCGACGGGCAAUCGGCGGGAACGCUGCAUUACAUAGCCCCGGAGGUCUUGAAUCGAUCGUCCUAUGGCCGCGCGAUAGAUUGGUGGUCGUUGGGAGUCACUGCUUUCAUGUUCGGUGCUCAAACAUUGCCUUUCCGAGGCAAAGACGAUAAGUCAUUACAGAAGAAGAUAACCUCGAAGACACAAAACGUCGAUUUCGAUCUAGUUCUGGAUCCGACGUUCAGGAACCUCAUUCAAAAAUGGCUGCAGAAACGUCCUCUCGACCGGCUCACGGGCCACAGAAUGACCACGAUUAUGGCACAUGAAUACUUUGAGGGCGUCGAUUGGCCGAAACUCGAAAGAUCUUCCUCCCUGGGAAUGAACAGGGAGCUGCGGGAAUACUUCAUGGUCGACGCAGCGGGUAGAUACACUCCUAGGAGCGACAGCGAAGUCUGUAAGCCGAGAUACAGACCUUUGCUCGACAUACACGAUCUGAAGGAUCAGAAAAAACACACGCCGCUCUAUACGUUCGUCUCGAGUGGUAUGCAGCAGAUGCUAAAGUCGAUAGAUACCGAUGAGCCUUUCGCUAGAUCCUGGGACGACAGAACAGACCCAUUGGGAUGUCGAAUCAGUUUGGAUUUGACUUGUUCCCAAAAAGCCGGCCAUUUCUUUGAGGGUUCAUGCGUGCAGCGGGUGAUUCCCGACGGCUCUAACUCCGCAGCCGCAUCCGAUAGAAAUAAGGAUAGGGAAAUAAUAAAAAAGUAUUUCAUGACUCCUAACUCUACUAGGCAGAAACUCGAGCCUUUGAGCAUCCGCCCUUCGGCUAUGACCGUCCGUCUGCUCUACACGGCCAUAAGCGGCCGGGCCGGAAUCGCCGUCCUUGUGAACAGAUUUUGGCGAUUUCCGGAGUCGCCUCCCGAAGAUUGUAUGGUGUCAGCAGAGCAAAUUCUCAAGUACUCGGAAGCUCAAAUUAGUACUGGAAUUGUCUAUCUGGCUACUCCCGUCAAGAACGGGACGGCUGCCCACAGCGGUGCGGGAUGGACCUCAGAGUUCACGACUCGAGGGGAUAUCUUCACGGAGGCCUGA
This is a messenger RNA of Galendromus occidentalis (western predatory mite), 2151 nucleotides long. Its product is annotated as microtubule-associated serine/threonine-protein kinase 3-like. The transcript has 11 exons. The record is from RefSeq and is a predicted model, not a curated record. NCBI's taxonomy places the organism in Eukaryota, Metazoa, Arthropoda, Arachnida, Mesostigmata, Phytoseiidae. Bases 1 to 2151 code for a protein of 716 amino acids.